This is a messenger RNA of Chionomys nivalis (European snow vole), 5399 nucleotides long. Its product is annotated as probable transmembrane reductase CYB561D1. Gene Ontology annotation, molecular function: transmembrane monodehydroascorbate reductase activity. The transcript is spliced from 3 exons. Bases 1243 to 1932 code for a protein of 229 amino acids. The record is from RefSeq and is a predicted model, not a curated record. NCBI's taxonomy places the organism in Eukaryota, Metazoa, Chordata, Mammalia, Rodentia, Cricetidae.
GGCAUAUGGCCCUGAAUGAGCAAGGCAUCCCAGAGAGACAACUCUGGCUCCUCUGGGAAAGGAAACGAGGAAGGGAGGGAAGUCACACUUUUGACGCUGCCCUGGAGUUUUUGUCCUGAGGAUUUGUGGGAGUUAGUUUACAGCCCUUUUCUGAUUCUCUAGCAACUCGGUUUCCAUCCCUCUACAGAUUAUUUCCCUCGUCUCUUCGAGAUUAUUUCCUCGGUCUCUUCAGCUCUUGCCCUUCCCACUUCUAAAUGCAGCCUUAGUUUGUCAACCAUGUUGAGGUUGAACUUGGUGAUAACUGCUCUAGAAGUCCUGGCCCAAUUUUUUUUUAAAAAAAAAUUUCUCUAAUUAUGUGUGUGUGGGUAUGUGCAUGUGAUGUCUGUAGAGGCCAGAAGUGUGGGAUCCCCCAAGCUAGUUCCAGUAAGCUGUGAACCCCGGGACCUGGGUGUUCGGGUCCUGUACUAGUUCUUAACCACUGAGCCAUCUCCCCAGCCCCUGCCUCCUGAAGAACGGUAUAAAGCUUCUCUCGGAUAAGCUGGGCCAUACCUUUUUGGAGGUAAUAGUGUUAUAGAACUUGAGGUUGUGGGGGGCCCUAGUUCCUCUGGAUCACCCGCUCCUCAAGGCUGCAUAGCUGGUGUGGAGGUGACAAAAACUGAAAGAGCCCCAGGUCUUUGGAAUAUCUCAUGGGGACAACUACUCCUGUAAAUAGGGAUGAGACUACGUCUUUCGGUUCUCAUUUUUUAAUUCACCAGGUUUGGGUCACUAUGUUUUGGCUUUUUCUUUUCGUUUAUGUUUGGGCAGGGAGGAAUCUCGUACCUGAACAAGCUAGAAAUGUCUACAGAGUGAGCAGCCAGGGGAAUCCAGUACUUCUGGAAAGCUGCUCAAAACACUGGGUCACGCUCUUGGGUCAGCAAACCAAGUGUGUGAUUUGGAGUUUAGCUGCUAUCAGUUGCUACGGAUGUAAUUUUCACCGGCUGCUUGAGAUACCCUUGUAGAUACAAAAGUAGAAAUGAAGGUGGGUUGGGAGCUCGGUUAGGUCAAUGGAGGUUUCCGGGAGCCGCCCUUUGGGGCCCGAAGCGCUUCCCCCCCAGUCUGCAGAGGGCGCUGUAGGCGCCUCCGCCACACGGCCCCGAAGCCUCCCCAGGGAGGAGCCUCUCCUGUAGCCGCCGCCGCCUCCGCGAUCGAAAACCCGGAAGAAGCCUCUGAUUGCUGGACUGUACCGGCCGGCUUGGCAUUGCCAUGCAGCUCGAGGAGGUAGGUCUGGUUCCCGCUCCAGCGAGGGAGCCGAGACUGACCCGCUGGCUGCGGAGAGGCAGUGGGAUCUUGGCGCACCUGAUAGCUUUGGGCUUCACCAUCUUUCUGACUGUGCUGUCCCGGCCAGGAACCAGUCUUUUCUCCUGGCACCCUGUGUUCAUGGCCUUGGCGUUCUGUCUCUGCAUGGCUGAAGCUAUCCUUCUCCUUUCACCUGAGCACUCCCCGUUCUUCUUCUGCUCUCGAAAGACCCGGAUUCGACUCCACUGGGCAGGGCAGACCAUGGCCAUCCUCUGCGCUAUCCUGGGUUUGGGCUUUAUCAUCUCCAGCAAGAUCCGCAGCGAGCUGUCCCAUAUGGUGUCCUGGCACAGCUGGAUAGGAGUUCUGACACUCGUGGCCACUGCGGGACAGGCACUGUGUGGGCUCGGCCUCCUCUGUCCGCGGGCAGCCCGGGUCUCAAGGGUGGCUCGUCUCAAGCUCUACCAUCUGACAUGCGGCCUGGUCGUCUACCUGAUGGCUACAGUAACAGUGCUCUUGGGCAUGUACUCAGUGUGGUUCCAGGCCCAGAUUAAAGGUGCAGCCUGGUACCUGUGCCUGGCACUACCGGUAUACCCGGCCCUGGUGAUCAUGCACCAGAUCUCCAGCUCCUACUUGCCAAGGAAGAAAGUGGAAAUGUGAAUGCCUCCAAACUCUGAGCCUAGGCGGGAUUCUUGGACUUCAGCAGUUCCUUGGCACACCUCAGAGGCAGACGAUGUUUUGCACUGUGUGGUUGAGCCAUAGGGUGCAGAAACCCUAGCUGCUACUGCUGAGGGAUGAUCUGGUGGGCUCCAAAGGGGGAAAUGUACUACUAGGUGCAAGUGGAAGGUUCUGGAGAACCUGAAGCCUCACCUUGAUGGGACACAAAAGUAUUAGGUGGUGGUGCUGAUGGUGACGGUGGUGACUAUUUGCUGUGUGCCUGAUGAAGAGUUGAGUUCCUGUUGGUUAUGAAUGACAGCCACAGGCAGAUAUCGGGGUCCCUUUGAAAAGGCGGUACUGUGGAGAGCCCGUGGUCUCUUUGGCUGUGCUAUACAGUCACCCUUAGACAAGCUCCGUAUCUCAGGACCUCAGUUUCCGCAUCCUUUAACAUUCAGUGUCCGGCAGAUUGAUGUCACUGAAUACCCCCUUAGCUCUGGACCAUGUGAACAGCUCAGGAUGUAAUUCUUUCCUCCAUUCUUCCUUCCCUCCCCUGGAAGGACAUCUCUAUGCCUGUACCCUUCAGAAGUCUGUGCUGGCUCCACUCCUGAACCAAGGAACAAGGGCCACGAAUUAUGGAAAGAAGGGACUGAGGUGAGGGGCCCCUAGAUAAUAAGAUAGUAAAGGCACUAAAGUCACUUUAAAAUUCUUUGGAGGAACCAAGCCCUGGACUCUUGGCCUCCUUAGCUCAGCUAAGAACUUCCUUCAGGCUACCUCUGGGUCUAGAUUGUAGAGUCUGGGCAUUCUCUGAACAUCCAUUCUCAGGGCAUCUGACACUUUGCCCAUAAGACUUAGAGUAUUUACUUAGCACAUUGCGCAGGGAACUAUUCUUAGGCUUUCGGAACAAAAUAAAAAUCAGGGAGUGGGACCCUCUUGAUUCAAGGAACACAGUGUCUCCCUGGUUGUCCUUCCCUUCUUGUCAUUGCCAGCCCCUUGGCUUAAGAGUGGGAUGAUUUUGGUACCAACUGGGCUCUCUUCCCUGCCAAGAUACCUCCUUGGUCCAGCUGAGUUCCUCAGAGCAUCCUUAGCAGUGAGGGCUGGAUGUCAAACCGCUUAGCUGUGGUGUGGGUCAGUCCAGAAGACAAACCCUUUAUAGAUCCUAAUAAGGAGUAGAUUGCUGAGCCAGGAAAUGUCCUCGCCCAGCUUUCUCCCUGGGAGGCAGAGCCCAUCAGAAACUAUGGGAGGCCUGCAGUAUAGGGGCUUGAGCACAGACAAAGGAGACGUAUCUGUUCUAUGUCUCGGAUCCUCUGAAGAUUUAAGGCCUCUUCUCCAGGUAGCUCAGAAAUUAGGCGGGUGGGAUUCAAUAGUAUGGGGAUGGAGACCAUAGGGCUGAAGUGGCCUCUUAGUGGCCCUCACUGUGCUUUUCCUCAGGGAGAUAGCAUCUCUCAUAAGCUGUCUAAAUACAGCUUACUGAACAGAGGCUCCUGCAGCGCAGAAGGAAACCAUUCUUGUCUUUUUCAACGCCCGCUCUCCCUCUCAAGCUAUCCAGUGUGCUGUGAGCUUGGAAGGAAUGGUUACUGGGCCACAUGAAAGAGGGUAGGGCUCUGUCUCCUUCCCAUAUCAAGGCUCGUGCUGGGGGCUCCCCAGGGUGGGCCAGGUAAGAUUCAGCAGCUCGUUCUCAGAGAGAGGCGAUGCCGGAAAGCCUGAGCCUGCCUGAGGUGUUGCCUCCUCCCAGGUGGUGCGGGGGCUGGUGGGCGGGCGGGCAGGCGUGCUGACAGCCGGCAGUUUGCGUGGGCUGUGCCAUCUGAUGUCUAUUCCCAGCCCCAGGAGGAAGGGGAGUCAUUUAUAUUCUGCAGGAAGAAGGGACCCAGCUGUCGCUUCCUCUGACCAGUGGGCCUGGAGGGCAUCGGUGCAGAGCAGAGAGGAGGGCACAGGUAGCAGUGGCCUCCUGCUUAGGGAUCUGACCGCAGUAUAGGGAGCAGGUCACCAGGAUGAGCCCUUCUUGCUGGUAGGCCAGAUUUGGGUGGGGGGCGGGAAUUCCCUCCCCUCCUAUCUUCCCACUUCUCCAUCACCACCUGCCCUCACAUCCUGGGGCAGCAGCUGGAUAACCAUUAGACCUCAGUGCCAGGGGCCAGGGUACUCUUCCUCCAGCUGGGAUCUGUGGCUCCGGCUGCAUAUGCCUGCUGGCUGUGUGCUCCCUCUUCCCACUGACUGCCCCUUCCUCUUUGUAUCUUCCAGUGUCUGGAUACUACCUGGGCUUCUUGGCAGAGACCAUGGGGGGGGGGGGUGGAGGACACAUGACUGUCCUUUUCCAGUGUUCCUUGACUAGGGGAAGCUGCUAGCAGUCGGCCUGUUUUGGUUUUGAAAGUGGGGUGGGGGGAUGAUACUCAGGAUGCUCAAGAUUUAAAAGUCACCCAUCAUUUGUACAAAUUUCCAUAUCAUGCUAAGUCCUGAUUCCAUAUUUGAUUGUGUUCCAAGCUUGAUUAUACUCAGAUUCAACCUUGAGGGCAUUAGAAAGAUAGUUUUGUAUUAAAUCCAAAUGGUAACAGGCAUACUGUUCAGGUUUGGAGCCUUCUCAGAAGCCCCUUUGUUCCUGUAUCCUCCUUUGGAGUCCCAUUGGGGCUGGGGGCGGCAGUGAAUGAAUGACAGGAGUUCAGCCUCCGAGAACUCCUGCUUCCUUCUCUGGCUGGCAUCCCCAUGCAAGCCAGGCUGCUAUCACUCGCCAGCCUGUGCUUGCUCUCCCCCUCCCAAGGCAGGCCACCUUUCCUCCGUGACAUUGGCCUGCCCUGUCUCAUUGUCCCCACCUUUCCACCCCCAUGCGUGGCUGCCAUGGGUCUUGUUUUUCAAACCUCACUGUGGGAGAUCCAGGCAUUCCCCCUGAGCCAGCUGGCUGCUGUGCCAAGGCCUGUUCAGAGUUAAUAAUAAUCAUUAGUUGAAUGGUGCUGGGGCCUUUCAGCUCCAGAUCUCUAAGCACUUGCAGGCUGAGUCAGCCAGCCUUCACCUUUCCCCCUCUUCCUGGGUUUUGGAGUGUAACAGCAUGGGAAGGCGCUGUGGGAGAGGGAAUUGGGAUUCUUGCUGCCUGACCAUGCCUGAGGAUUUUCUCUGAGAGUAAGCAGUGAGCCAGGGCACACAGAGAAGGCAGAAUGCUCAUCUGAGACUACCAUGGCUGUGGAAGCUGAUGACCCCAGACCUCUAGAACUUUGGUGUACUUACCUUGACCUCUGUGGGACACUCCACCUGAAUACCCUUAAGCAAGUUCAGAGCACAAGGAAGUCUCUGGGUUAGUACCCACCCCCAAGACCCUUGUCUGUGACUGGCACAGAGAACCUGUGUGUCGUGAAUGGAAAGGUGUGCCAGCCCGGAUACUGGCAAGGUUGCUGUGUGAGUGUCUCAGCUCCUGACACUGGGUGGCACAGGCAGACUGUUUGCUUCUCAUCCUACCUCACAGGGAUGUUGUGAGGGCUAGACAAGGG